UUUAAAACCACACUGUGCUGUGGACUCUCCAUAUUCAAUUCAGUGCUUGCAAAUCUUCUCUGAGUUCAGUGCCUUGCCCUUGGCCAUGGGAAGAGCUCCAUGUUGUGACAAAGCUAACGUCAAAAGAGGUCCUUGGUCUCCUCAAGAAGAUGAAACUCUCAAAAAUUACCUCAUGAAACAUGGGACUGCUGGUAACUGGAUUACUCUACCACAAAAAGCAGGCCUUAAGCGCUGUGGAAAGAGUUGUCGUCUGAGAUGGCUCAACUAUCUCAGGCCUCAUAUCAAGCAUGGAGGUUUCACUGAUGAGGAAGACCAACUUAUCUGCACCCUUUAUGCCACCAUCGGAAGCAGGUGGUCCCUUAUAGCUGCACAAUUACCUGGGAGAACAGACAAUGAUGUGAAAAACCAUUGGAACACUAAGUUAAAGAAAAAGUUUUUGGCCGAAAACACCAAUGCCACUGUUUGUCCACAGUUCUCAACUUCCACUCCUCAGCCUCAAGUUGAAGAUCAUGUUUUUGAUCAUAAGAACUCAUCUGAGUCCCAUGUUCUACGUUUUGAGCAAACACCAAUUCCAAAUCCUUCACCAUUGCCUUUAGGAUCAGAUGUUUCAGGUCUUGGCAGCAGUUUUAGUGCACCACUACCCAAUGAAGUUUCACUUCUUUCAAAUUCAAUUUCCUUGGUAAAAGAGGAGAAUGAGACCCAAUGGUUUGGCUACCAUGACAACAUUGAAGGUGAAGCAUUUUUGCUUGAUUUUGUGUAUGAAGAUCUGCUGCAUAAUGGGUUUGUUUCUCAAGAUUGAAGCAGUGGAAUUGCCCCAUCAUUUGGUUAACCAAAGGCUCUCUCUCAAAACCAACACCAUCUCAGAAAGAAAGUGACAUAUUACGUCAAAGUGUCAUGGAUUGAUUUCAUUAUUGACUAUAGUAUUAGUACCAGUAAUUAAUUAAAUACCCUUCAAAUGUGGACUUUAAUUAAAGUAGUUAUUAGGUGUGUAAGGAAUUAUGCGAGCUUUUGUGGGUGAAUUUCAAACAUGAUGAUAGAAAGAUCGCUGAAGUUACAUUUUAGUCAAAUAUUCUAGUGCCUUUUUACUUUUAAGAGGAAAUCUCAUUGAUAUGGAAUUCUCUUUUAUGUCAUAUAGUUUGUUUUAUCAUGAUGUAGGGACUUUAAACUAACAUUCAAAGGUUCAUGAAUGUGGAUGGGAUUGCACGUAGGUCUCAGUGGCCACUGGUCACGGAAAUUGCGUUGGUUCUUGAAUAUUUUCUAAGCAGAGAAAAAAAACAAAUUAAGGG
Molecule: messenger RNA, 1286 nt
Organism: Cajanus cajan (pigeon pea)
Lineage: Eukaryota; Viridiplantae; Streptophyta; Magnoliopsida; Fabales; Fabaceae
Product: transcription factor MYB87
Source: RefSeq, a predicted model, not a curated record